Messenger RNA from Prorocentrum cordatum, 4914 nucleotides. NCBI's taxonomy places the organism in Eukaryota, Dinophyceae, Prorocentrales, Prorocentraceae. The record is from the annotation of a GenBank genome assembly.
AUGGUUGCCAGCAGCAAUGGCAGCAACAACACGACGUGGCGGUGCGAACCGUGCAAUGUCAAGAACGGAGCCAAGUACAAGUACUGCUGGCAGUGCUGGGGUGCACGCCCGACCGCAGCAGCCGCAGGAUCUUCCAGCGCGGCGGCAGGAGAGACCCUCGGGGACAAAAGCCACGACGAGAAGCUCACCAAGGUGCAGCACUACCGUGCCAAGCUGGUGGAGCUCAGGAAACUCGCCGAGGACCCGUUCCUGGAGGAGUCCCUGCAGCCGCAGGUGGCGCAGCUCGAGGACAAGCUCGCCGCCGAGCAGGAACAGAGAGACGCGCUCGACGAGAAGCUCGCCGACGAGCAGAGCAAGCUGGGCAAGUUCGACAGCAAGCUCGAGACCCUGGACAAGAAGAUCCAGGAGCUGUCCGUCCCCGCCCCAGGAAAGGGAUGGGCGGCAGCGCUCGCCUUCAUGGAGCAGGCCGAGCAAUGCGUCGACGACGACGAGAGCGAGAAGCGAGAGCAGCUCGUCGCCGCGGUCACCCACGCCAAGGAGCAGAAGGCACUGGAAGAGGAGAGGGCCAAGCAGCACGAGGCUCGCGCCGCCAAGGAGAGGGCAAGCAGCGCUGACAACCGCAAGCGCAGCUGCCCCGAGAGCCCCAUCAAGGAGGACCUCCUCGAGAUCCCCGCAGGCGCCAGCGAGCAGGACAUCUGCAAGUCGCUCGUCGACGUGGGGGUCACGCCAGAUCAGGCUGGCAAGGUGGUGGCUCCUCUUAAGCUGCUGGUGGGCGAGCUGCAGACUGGCCACGCCCUCGCCAUCAGCAAAACCCAGUGGGCGCGACUCGCAGCGUACACGGUCAAUGCCAACACGGUGAAGUCGCUAGAGCGAGUGGUGAAGCAGAUCAGGGACAACGACCAGGACGUCAUCGUCCUGGGCCAGGAGCUGCAGGCCAGCGGCACGCAGCUCGACCUGUUCCAGACCCGCAUGCGCAAGGAGGGCUGGAACAUCGGGGUAGUGAGCAGCGCGAAGACCAAGGCGGGUCACAGUGCUGGAGUUUUGAUAGCGACGUCACGAAGCAGGGGUAUGGACUUCGUGCGCAAUGGGAUUAACCAGUGGGACAUCAGCCCGCGAGAGUCCACGGGGCGACUCGCCGUGGCCUGGGUCGACGCCUACAGCAAGGAAGGGCUCGUGCUAGGUACCGCGUACCUGUGGAACAGCGAGGGCCGCACGCAGAGGAACCAGCGCAUCCUGGUCAAGUGGGGCGCCACCAUGAACGCGAUCCAGAAGGAGUGGAUCCUCGGCGGCGACUUCAACAUGGACCCAGUGACGCUGGAGCAGUCAGAGAUCGUCCACAAGGUGAAUGGCAUCAUCGUGCGAGACACUCUGCAGGGCAGCUGCCUGAAGCAAGAUGGCACGAGGAGUACGCGGGACUACUUCAUCGUAUCGCGCGGCCUGGUUGCACACGCGCUCAAGCCAGAAGUCCAAGAAGGGUACAACACGUCGCCACACUUGCCCGCCAAGAUGAGGGUCCCAGUGCAUCAGCGAAGCGACUACAUCAUCAGCGUGCUGUGCAAGCGGGCGCCAGGGCCGCUGACACGGCCAACGGGCUGCCCCUCGCAGCCAGUGCGAUGGCCUAGGCCGCUCGCACACAAGAAGUACACGCAGGGCCAGGUCGACGAGCACUGGAGUGAGCUCGGCGAGGCCUACGAGAAGCACCUCAAAAGGUACCACAGCUUCGAUGGCGACGACCUGGGCAAGAGACAGGGCCACUUCGAGAAGGUCAACUACAAGCAGAGGCCGCGCAGGCCCAUGCCCUGCACCGCGGCACAGGAGCAGCAGCAGUGGGCCGAGGCUGCCGAGUGGCUUGCGCGGCGGCUGCGCCAGCUGAGGUCACUGGCCAACGCAUGGCAGCAGCGGCGAGACGCAGGCACGCUUCGGCGAGCUCAGCACAUUGCUGAUGGGCUACUUAGCCACGACAUCGUCACGCCGCUGCUCGCAGAGCGGGCACCUGGACAGACGACUGAGGCAGGCAACGACACGGACGAGGAGGACGGGCUGCUGGAGCCAGAGGGCGCCCCUCGGGAGGAGGCGGAAGGGGUGCAGGGCCGAUUCGCGGUCAGAGCGCCUCCCACCGAGGGCCAGCAGGACCCCAAUACGUGGAACACGAUUCGAUGGCCGCUCAUCGUACACACGCUGCGAGACUGGCGAGUCACCGACAUCGACGACCGCGCCCAGAACUACCCGGGCUUCAUAGCCACGCUGCUGGACAUCGCCAGCAGGAAGUACUGGAAGAUGGUGCACCGAGCGGCCGCGGCGCAGUGGCGGCAGUGGGUCACCACGCACGGAGAGCGAGGAGCAGGAGCGCUGCACAAGUGGACCAAGGCCCCAGCGCCUUGGCAGCCGCAGGCAGCGCCAGCGGGGGCCGACAGCGAGCAGAUGCACGAGCUCACGCACCCCCAGAAGGCCGCCGACGCCGCGCUGAAGGGGUGGGAGAGCAUCUGGCACGACCCGCUCGUGCCGAGGGCGCCGUGGCUCCAGCCGCCCACGGAGAUCGAGUGGGCAGAGUCCAAGCCGCCGCCCAUCACCCCGCAGCAGGUGAUCGAGGCUUGCGGCCGCUUCAGGACCAAGACGGGGCUGGGGGAAUCGGGAUGGCACCCGACACUCUGGCGCGAAGGGGGCAUCCAUGGAGCGGCGAGGGUGGCCAGCACCCUCAACGCCCUGGAGGCGGGCUCGCCCUGGCCGCAAGCGCAGGACACCAUCCUGUUCUACUUGCUGGCAAAGGCUUCGGGCGGGUACCGCAACCUCGGGCUGAUUCCUGAGCUGGCCAGGCUGUGGGAGACUAUCCGCAUGCCGUACGCCAGGAGAUGGGAGCACUGUCACCGCAGGAGCUACGACUGGGCUGCGAGAGGGAGGCCCAGUGAGAGGGCCGCCCGGGAGCAAGCCUUGUUCUGCGAGGCCACGGUGGCCCAAGGGAUGGGGUACGCUGUCACGUACUUCGACCUGGUCAAGUGCUUCGAGUACGUCACGCACGAGAAGGUGUGGCAAGCAGGCACGAGAUCAGGAUUCAACACGGUGAUCCUGAAGAUGGUGCUGCGCAUCUACUCGAUGACGCGGCGCAUCGCGCUGGACAAUAUGGUCAUCUUCGGGGAACUGGACGGGGUCAUCGCCAACUUCCCGCGGGCCUCGGUCUGCCUCUUUUUCGACGACCUGGCGGUCGCCACGCGGGGCGCGAGGCUGUUCGUGCAGCACUGGCACACACAGCUGGUGCAGGAGCUCGUGGACAUGUUCGGGAGGCUGGACAUGAAGGUAUCCAAAGGCGCGGAGGGUAAGACGGUCACCAUGGCCUCGACCACCGCGCUGCAGGACGGCCUCGCCAGGAGAGUGAACCCGCUCGGCAUCAGGAUGGCGCGACACGCCGACCACCUCGGCGUCACCACCGCGGCGGGCAGGAGGAGACGAGUCAGCGCCUUCAGCAAAAGGGCCAGCAAGUACGCAGCGAGGCGAGACCGCAUCGCCCGCAUACGCCGAGCAGGGGGACCUGCGCAGGCAAUCAUCAGACAGGGGAAGGUGCCGUCGGCGAUGUACGGGGUGCAGGUCAUGGGCUUGCCCAACUCCACCCUCACCACCCUGCGGCAGAGUGUGGCGACCUCCUUCAGGGGCAACACCAUGGGGAGGUCGACGCCGCUCACGCUGCUCGCGCAGGGCGCCGACCCCGCCACCCGCGCCAACACGGAGCCGCUGCUGAACUGGGCCAUGGCAUGGCACGAGGUAGCCAACCAGGACGGCCUCCAGGAGGAGCUCCAGAGCGCGUGGAAGAAGUGGGUAAUACGUGUGGGGACAUCCAGAGCCCCAUGGCAGCAGGUGCGGGGGCCCGCGGGGGCCUUCAUAGUCACGGUGCAGAGGCUGGGCUGGAGGACGCUCGCGGCCCACAGCAUCACCAUCGGCGACGAGCACCUAGACCUCAGGACGCUGCCUCUCAGGCACCUGGGGCAACUCAUCAGCACGGCCACCGAGGAUGGCCUCAAGAGCGACUGGCUGCGCAUCCACGGCGAGAAGCACGGCCUGGACAGCCUCUUCGUGGAGCCCGUCGCCGCGCUGCUCAGGAUGCCGCCGAGCAAGAAGUGGACGCUGGAGCACCAGACACGGGUGCGCAGCUUGUGGUGUGGCGGUACCUGGCCACAGCGGAGGCUCUUCGACAAGGGUGCAAGGCCUGCCACGAGCAUGAAGGAACUGCCCUCCUCGUCCACAUGCGAGAUGGAGGGCUCCUUCGACGGCCUAGUGCACGGGGGCAUCUACACUGAUGGCAGCCUGCUGUACGGGGCAUACCCAGCGCUGAGAAGAGGCGGCUGGGCAGUCGUGAAGCUCGACAGCGAGAACACGAUGGAGUUUGCGUUGUUCGGGCCACUGGAGGGAUCGCAGCACGACCAGUCGAUCUACAAGAGCGAGCUGAUGGCGGUCCUCCAGGCCCUGAGGAGAGCGGUCCCUCCUGUGCGGGUCUUCAGCGACUGCCAGUCGGUGAUCGACGGCUUCGCCAGAGGCCCUGAGUGGGCCGCCAGAGCCGACACGACCCACCAAGAGGUCUGGCAGGAAUGCUGGCGGCUUGUGCAGGAAAACGGUGGGACAGGUGAGCAGGGGAUAAGCUUCUGUAAAGUCCGUGCCCACGCCACGAGGGCCCAAAAAGCCUCGAUAGGGCCCCAGCAUUUCAUAGGGAAUGGGUUCGCAGACGCCUACGCAAAGCGUGGGGCGCAGAUGCACCAGCACGAGGCCUGGCACAGGGCCGCGUACAUCCAGAGGUUCCAGUUGGUUUCAGACAUCCUGGAAUUCGCCGCGCCCGUCGGGGUUCUCGGCCACGGGCUCGAGGACACCUCGGAGGGCCCUGGGGCCCCGUGGACCUCCCGCCCUGGCCCCCCGUGGGGCUCGGAGAGCUGA